Molecule: messenger RNA, 1115 nt
Organism: Camellia sinensis
Lineage: Eukaryota; Viridiplantae; Streptophyta; Magnoliopsida; Ericales; Theaceae
Product: mitochondrial ATP-independent inner membrane protease subunit 2
Molecular function (GO): serine-type endopeptidase activity
Source: RefSeq, a predicted model, not a curated record
AUUUAAGAAGAAACUCGAUCAAAAGCUAGCCACGCAUAGUAGAUGCUUAAACCACCCAACAAUUAACUUAUUAUCCAAAUACUUGAUCUCAUCCACUCCAAUAAUAAUAUAAAAAUAUGGCAUAAUAAUCUAUGAAAUUAACGGCAAUCGAAGUAGUUGAAAGGGGUUUAAGGGAAGGGGGACGCUGAAGCAGAAGACUCUGGCACAGAGAGGGUGAUAUCAUCUCCACCCUCCGAUGGUUUCCCUCUCCAACUGGUUCCGCUACCUAGCCAACAAACUCGAGUAUUCUGCCUGUCUCAGCCUCAAGAGAUUUGAAGGAGGUCAAAUCACUGAAAGAGAAGUAGUUGAUAUUGUAUGGAAAAAUUUAUUUCAGGGAAAGUUGACAUACUUGCAUUGGAACAAAGGAGAGGAGAUGGUCCCAACAAUAGCAGCGCAGGGGGGAACUCUUCUUGUCCGGAAAAUACCAGAAGCUGAGCCAACGUCUGUUUUUGUUGGAGAUAUGGUGGUAUUGAAGGACCCCCAAAAAACCGAUAACUAUCUAGUCCGAAGAUUGGCUGCUAUCGAAGGGUAUGAAAUGGUAUCUACUAAUGAAAAAGAUGUGCCAUUUGUUCUUGAAAAGGAUCAGUGUUGGGUGUUAUCUGACAAUGAAAAUUUGAAGCCCAAGGAAGCCAAUGACAGCCGAAGAUUUGGCCCCUUACCCAUGACAGACAUAGUUGGUAGAGUCAUAUAUUCCCUGAGAACGGCCGUGGAUCAUGGUCCUGUGAAGAACAGUCAUUUGAGCAUGCGAAGGGAUUCAUCUGUAUUGGCAGUUGAGCUGGAUGUUGAUGAGAUGACAAAAAAUCACAAAGCAUAGACUGGUUUGAAAAAAUCUCGGAGUCAGUUGUUCUGUAUGUCCUUUAUUGAGCCCUUUGCUCAUUAGGUCUCUCUUGCUCCCUCAUCCUCUCCCAUUCUUUUCUGUGUCUCAUUUUCUGACUGAAGACUAUGACCCGGCCUCAGAAUUUUGAGUUGUAUCUGUAUUUAACACCACUUUCAAAUGACAUUGUAGUCUGGAACACUAGCUUUAGACAGCCUCAAAUGGCCACCGACUUUAUGUGGAUGCUUAUAUUGGGUCCUUA